AUGUUCAAGCUAUCCGGCACGUUUUCUGCAUGUCAGCACAUCUAUCUGGACCAGCAUGAUGGAACUAUCCGGGAACUAAAAGGCUUCAAAUUUAAAACUUAUUUCGUUUCAAUUUCCCAUUUUCCAGUCGCCGCCCCCAAGUAUCAGAUUUUGGAGCCCCGCGAAGGCUACGUCCCCGUCUACAUCCGGUACGGCAAUCAGCCACUGUCCGAAAUCAAUCCUGCCCUGGCAGCGGCCUUCCAUGAGCCGGUGUCCCGCGUGAAUCGCGCCCGAUUGGCAAGGCAACUGCAAGGCGACGAUCUAGUAAACAACACCUCCAGCAACUCUACCUCCAUAUCGGCAUCGGAUGAGCACCGAGUGAAGCAAUUAGUUGCUGCUGAGUUAGCCAAACAAACCCGGCCGUGAUUAGAAACUUAAAUCAAAUGUUUUUUUUUUUUUUUUCAAAUCAGCUCUCCUGUUUUUAACUAACUUACAAACGCUACAACCAAGUGGAGUAGUUACCCAUCGUGUUACGAUUUCCAGUGCUGAUAAACCUUGUUAGAAAAAUAAAAUUUUAUUAGAACUACCAAUAAAUCCAACCGGAAAAUA
Molecule: messenger RNA, 588 nt
Organism: Uranotaenia lowii
Lineage: Eukaryota; Metazoa; Arthropoda; Insecta; Diptera; Culicidae
Exons: 3
Coding region: 1-405 (134 amino acids)
Source: RefSeq, a predicted model, not a curated record